ACAGAGAGAGAGAGAGAGAGAGAGAGAGAGAAUAGCGCAGGCAGUGGAAAAGCGGCACAGUGACACAACAAGGGUGAAAGUGGAGAGACAAUUUUCCGUAAAAGGCGUUACGUAGCCCAGCGAGGUUUUCAUGUUUAUUCCGCUAGAGAAAGAAGGGGCGGCCCCUGAUCUAGAAACAACCAACUCUGUCCCUUGUCCUCUCAUACGGGUUUAACGGAGGAAAUAGCCUACUAGAAUAGUCCAGAGCUUUAGACUACUACAUUGUGAUAGCCUACAGUCCUGUCUGGAGCGAAGCUUUAGCACAAACUAAUAGAGUGAACACUACAAUAGAUCAGAGGAACAACUCGAGCGCCGAGAUGCCCCUGGCACAGUUGCCAGAUCCCUGGCAGAAGAUGACACUGGGGCGAGCGACGAGCGAGGAUGCCCAUCGUCAUGUUCUGGAGGAUUCUAUUGGAGAGGAUGAUUCUAUGUCCUGUAACGAGGAUGAGAGUGUCAAUGAGAUCAACAUCACCAACCAUACCAAGGAGGGGUCAGAGAAGGGUGACCCUCGACAGUUCGAGCUACGCAAGGUCCUAGGACAAGGCUCCUUCGGAAAGGUGUUCCUGGUUAAGAAGACUACAGGUCCAGAUGCAGGACAGCUCUAUGCCAUGAAGGUUCUGAAGAAAGCCACACUGAAAGUGCGUGACAGGGUGAGGACUAAGAUGGAGAGAGACAUUCUGGUGGAGGUCAACCAUCCCUUCAUCGUUAAACUGCACUAUGCAUUCCAAACAGAAGGGAAACUCUACCUCAUCCUGGACUUCCUACGAGGAGGAGACCUCUUCACACGACUGUCAAAAGAGGUGAUGUUCACAGAGGAGGAUGUGAAGUUCUACCUGGCAGAGUUGGCCCUGGCCCUGGACCACCUCCACAGCCUGGGCAUCAUCUACAGAGACCUCAAACCUGAGAACAUUCUGCUGGACGAGGAGGGGCACAUUAAGCUGACGGACUUCGGCCUCAGUAAGGAGUCUAUAGACCAUGAGAACAAGGCCUAUUCCUUCUGUGGGACGGUGGAGUACAUGGCUCCAGAGGUGGUCAACAGGAGAGGCCACACCACCAGCGCUGAUUGGUGGUCCUACGGCGUGCUCAUGUUUGAGAUGCUGACCGGAACGCUACCAUUCCAGGGGAAAGACCGCAAGGAAACCAUGGCCAUGAUCCUCAAGGCUAAGUUGGGGAUGCCACAGUUUUUGAGUUCCGAAGCCCAGAGUCUCCUGAGGAACCUUUUCAAACGCAACCCUACUAACAGGCUAGGGGCCGGCCCAGACGGAGUGGAGGAGAUUAAAAGACAUCACUUCUACUGCACCAUAGACUGGAAUAAACUGUUCCGUAGAGAGCUCCACCCUCCCUUCAAACCUGCUACGGGCCGACCUGACGACACCUUCUAUUUCGACCCAGAGUUCACCGCUAAAACACCCAAAGAUUCCCCGGGGGUUCCGCCCAGUGCCAACGCCCACCAGCUGUUCCGAGGAUUCAGCUUUGUAGCCAUUACAUCAGAGGAGGAGACACAACCAGUACAGACUACUGUAGUACAGCAGCUACACAGGAAUAUGUCGCCGCUGUCUGAAGCAUAUGAAGUGAAGGAGGAAAUAGGACUGGGAUCAUACUCUGUCUGCAAACGCUGUAUACACAAGGCCACUGGCAUGGAGUACGCCGUUAAGAUCAUCAGCAAGGCCAACAGAGACCCAACAGAGGAGGUGGAGAUCCUAAUGAGAUACGGACAACAUCCCAACGUCAUCACACUAAAGGACGUGUUUGAUGACGGUAGGACAGUGUACCUGGUCACAGAGCUGAUGAAGGGCGGAGAGCUGCUGGAUAAAAUACUGAGACAGAAGUUCUUCUCAGAGAGAGAAGCUAGCGCUGUCCUAUACACCAUCACCAAGACUGUUGAGUACCUACACAUACAGGGGGUGGUGCACAGGGACCUGAAGCCCAGUAACAUCCUGUAUGUGGAUGAGAGUGGGAACGCUGAGUCCAUUAGGAUCUGUGACUUUGGUUUUGCCAAGCAGCUGAGAGCUGAGAACGGCCUGCUGAUGACGCCGUGCUACACAGCUAACUUUGUAGCUCCAGAGGUGUUGAAGAAGCAGGGUUAUGAUGCUGCCUGUGACAUCUGGAGUCUAGGAGUCCUACUCUACACUAUGCUCACAGGGUUCACUCCGUUUGCCAACGGUCCAGAGGACACACCAGAGGAGAUCCUGGCUCGGAUCGGCAGCGGGAAGUUCUCUCUGACCGGAGGAUACUGGAACUCUGUCUCAGCAGAGGCCAAGGAGCUGGUGUCUAAGAUGUUACACGUGGACCCCCACCAGCGUUUGACAGCCGGCCAGGUGUUGUGUCAUCCCUGGGUCACACACCGAGACCACCUGCCCAAGUUCACACUGACCAGACAGGACGCUCCGCACCUGGUCAAGAGCGCCAUGGCUGCCACCUACUCUGCCCUCAACAGGAACGUUCCACCUGUCCUGGACCCCGUGGGAUGUUCCACUCUAGCCCAACGGAGGGGGGUGAAGAAACUCACCUCCACUGCACUCUGACCGUUAACAUUUCACCUCAGAUUUAGAACCCUGCUGGAGCUCUGCUCAGACAGACAGACCUGGUUCCUCAGAUGACCUGGACAGAACUCUGAUGCACCUGGGACCCCCCCCCUGACCCUGCUCAGUUAUUAACUAACCCAGUGGUCUUCACCCCUGGUGCUGGAGACCAGGGCUGGAACUACAGCCUAUAGCUCUGUUGGACCAGGGCUGGAACUACAGCCUAUAGCUCUGUUGGACCAGGGCUGGAACUACAGCCUAUAGCUCUGUUGGACCAGGGUUGGAACUACAGCCUAUAGCUCUGUUGGACCAGGGUUGGAACUACAGCCUAUAGCUCUGUUGGACCAGGGUUGGAACUACAGCCUAUAGCUCUGUUGGACCAGGGCUGGAACUACAGCCUAUAGCUCUGUUGGACCAGGGUUGGAACUACAGCCUAUAGCUCUGUUGGACCAGGGUUGGAACUACAGCCUAUAGCUCUGUUGGACCAGGGUUGGAACUACAGCCUAUAGCUCUGUUGGACCAGGGUUGGAACUACAGCCUAUAGCUCUGUUGGACCAGGGCUGGGACUACAGCCUAUAGAUCUGUUGGACCAGGGUUGGAACUACAGCCUAUAGCUCUGUUGGACCAGGGUUGGAACUACAGCCUAUAGCUCUGUUGGACCAGGGUUGGAACUACAGCCUAUAGCUCUGUUGGACCAGGGUUGGAACUACAGCCUAUAGCUCUGUUGGACCAGGGCUGGAACUACAGCCUAUAGCUCUGUUGGACCAGGGUUGGAACUACAGCCUAUAGCUCUGUUGGACCAGGGUUGGAACUACAGCCUAUAGCUCUGUUGGACCAGGGCUGGAACUACAGCCUAUAGCUCUGUUGGACCAGGGUUGGAACUACAGCCUAUAGCUCUGUUGGACCAGGGCUGGAACUACAGCCUAUAGCUCUGUUGGACCAGGGCUGAUGGUGACCACAUUGUAGCGUCUCUCCAGUCUUUGCUUUGGACAAUUCGUGUUGCCUCUAGACUCAAGAGACAGGUGUCAGGAACAUGAAUGUGCUGUAUUUAGAUGUCUGUACUUCUGGGAACAUUUGAGAUACCUGCAUUAUGCAUUUAAGACCCAUAUUAAAAUGAUGAUGAACUGUAUAAUGUAGCUGUGUGUAUAAACCUAAGUAGCCUCAAAGACAGUACAAUAUGAAGAUAGGCUAAAAUGGCUUCUCCAAUAGAAAAACUAGACCACACUUUUCGGCAAUGUUAUGGUGACGUUGGCUAGCUGAGCUCAUGAGUAGAAACCCGUCAUCGGGUCUAAUGGUCGUCUCGUGCCAAACUGCACAUGUGCACAGGCCGUCAAAUCAAAGGCUCUCCUUCCAUAGAAUAUUUUUAACGAAAAUGAAAAUGUGUCCAUUUGUCACUUUCACGAGGUUGGAGUAAUAACAUGUUCAACUACUUAAGAAAUAUGGAUCAAUUCUAGGUUGUGGAUUUAGAUUUCGAGAAAAUGAACAACUAAGGAAGAAUGUUUUACUUCUCUCAUUGACUUCACAACCCCUAAACCCUGGCCAGCUUGGUCUGUUUUGCAAGCGUUCACAGAUGUCUAACGAUGUUGCAUCUCUGGGUUUAGAAACUCUGUGGUAGCUUCUUCUGUGACUGAGUCAUCAGACAGGGACAAAACUAGUGAUGUCAUCAGAGUGAGAGCAGGUAGAGCUCAACUGACCCCGCCUCCUAUGUAGAGACAAGCUCCUCCCAGUCAGCCACAAAAUCCAGAGUGACGGGACUGAGGUCCAAUCAUGGCUUUGGUGAGCCAGUCUGGGUACAGCCUGCCCUGUCCAUGCCACACCUCAACAUUUACAGACACCAAGGGAAAGCUGAUCCUCGACCAGUGUAAAGCAGUGGUUAUCUGGACAGCGAGUCUGUGUAUAUGUUGAUGCCUUCAAAUGCUCCUCGGGACUCCUCUGAACCUUGUGUUUCCCAGUUCCAAGGUACAUUUGAAAGCAGCAUGUGUGGAUGACGCUAUGAGGAGUCUGUCUGACACCGAACUGACACUACUGUUCCUACAGCAGCUCAGGUUUCUAGAUUAAAUACCAUGCAUUUUAUAAUCAUUAACUAUGUCAUGUAAGCACAUAGGUGGGGUGGGAGAGGUCCAUGGAUGUUGAAAUGUGUGGAUAGAAGAGACAUGAUAUUUUAUGCUGAAUUGAACCCUUUCAACCUGCCGUCUGGAAUGUCAUGACAUAGUUGUGGAGGUAAUCCAGUAUGUUACUGUGUGGGCCAGCUGGCACCUGCUGACUUCUGGUCAAUCCCUUUAAAGCACUGUCUGUCUAAUUGAAUGAAACAAUAUGUAGCUACAGUAUCAAUGACUUGUAGCAGUAUUAUUGAAUUAAUGAGCUGAUUCUGGAUCGGUGGACAACUCCUACCUAUUCGAUCGCUCUCCCUCAGCUCUUCUAGAUGUGUUGUAACAGUCUUUCAGGUUCUGCUUGACUGGUAGCAGAGCUGUAAGGUUGUGUGUUUGAGAUGUCUGUAUGGUUUUUUCCCCUUCCAGUUUGAGAGUAGAUGAUAUGCCUUUUUUCUCUCUUUGUGUUGCUCUCUCCUUCCUCUAUCCCUAUCCAGUGGAGAUAGUGUCCCUUCCUCCACCACUGCUGCUGUCUCCUCUCUCUGGUUUUGUAUCUCAGUGGAGUCACAGUAGGACUUUGUAUUGAACAUAAUAAAAAUACCUUCAGUAUA
Molecule: messenger RNA, 5259 nt
Organism: Salmo salar (Atlantic salmon)
Lineage: Eukaryota; Metazoa; Chordata; Actinopteri; Salmoniformes; Salmonidae
Product: ribosomal protein S6 kinase alpha-3
Biological process (GO): intracellular signal transduction; protein phosphorylation
Molecular function (GO): protein serine/threonine kinase activity; ATP binding; magnesium ion binding
Source: RefSeq, a predicted model, not a curated record